Molecule: messenger RNA, 1477 nt
Organism: Umbelopsis ramanniana AG
Lineage: Eukaryota; Fungi; Mucoromycota; Umbelopsidomycetes; Umbelopsidales; Umbelopsidaceae
Exons: 7
Coding region: 33-1406 (457 amino acids)
Cellular component (GO): endoplasmic reticulum
Molecular function (GO): mannosyltransferase activity
Source: RefSeq, a predicted model, not a curated record
CCCAAGAACUCUCUUAACACCCAUUUCACCCAAUGGGCAAUUUCACCUUCAGUGAAGGAGGCAACUGGUCUCCUGAAGGUCUUGCUCUCAUCUUCCUCAUUGUAUAUGUACUCAUUGGCCGUAUUGCUAAAUACUAUGCAUUCGAGUCCAAUGCACAUAUCUUUCGGACACGGCCCGUGGUUCAGGUCGUGGUCAUGGGCGACAUUGGAAGGUCCCCUCGAAUGCAGUAUCAUGCCUUAUCGCUAGUCGAUGCAGGCUGUCAAGUGGACUUUAUAGGAUACAACGAAACAUCUCCAAUUGCACGCGUGCUCACUAAUAGAAUGAUCAAAAUCCGGCCUUUGAGACAGGCAUGGUCGGUACCUGAAGGAAAGCCCAAGAUCUUGUAUUUGUUAUGGGCACCGUUUAAAGCCUUGUUCGUCGCACUUCAACUGCUAUGGAUCAUGGGCGGAGUCACUCAAUACCCCGAUUUCAUCUUUAUGCAAAACCCACCCUCCAUCCCAACACUUGCUAUUGCACAAUUCAAAGUCGUUCAAUUUGCUAAAUGGUACGAGCAAAAGUUUGGCCACAAAGCCUAUGCUCACCUCACUGUCACCGACAAAAUGAAGGCUGAGCUGACGAGCUGGGGCGUAAAAGGCAAGCUCAUCACGUUCAGAGAUCGGCCACCGACCCACUUUUCAAGAUUGACAAUAGAACGCCAACAUGAGCUGCUGACAAGACUCAAGCUGGAAGAUGUCAUCAGGUCUCAAUCCUUAAACGCAGACGAAUUCAUUGGAACCAUGCCCGCCCAGUCCACUUUGAUAACGCAAAAGGAAGACGGAACUGUAAGAUACAGAGAGGAUAGAAUUCAAUUGAUUGUAUCCUCCACGUCCUGGACAGAAGAUGAAGACUUCCAGAUUUUACUGGACGCCAUUUUGCAAUAUGAAACGAACGCUCUUGACCAGCCCACUUCUCUUUAUCCAAGAUUAUUGUUCGUCAUCACUGGAAAGGGACCAUUGAAAUCCUACUAUGAAGAAAAAAUCUCUAAGCUGUCACUGAAACGAACCCGCAUCAUCACGGCUUGGUUGGAGGCUGUCGAUUACCCUCUCUUCUUAGGAACAGCGGAUCUAGGAGUGUCUCUUCAUAAAAGUACCAGUGGAAUGGACCUGCCUAUGAAAGUGGUUGAUAUGUACGGAUCUGGAUUACCAGUUUGUGCUGUAUCAUUUGAUUGCUUGGACGAACUUGUUCAUCAUGGAGUGAAUGGCAUGGUGUUCAAGAAUAGUAGCGAGCUUGCUGAUGAAUUCGAGGAACUCUUUGUCAAGAAUAGCAGCAAGUUGCAAGAGCUUGCAAAAAACGUUCAAGACGAGUAUCGCAAUCAAAGCUGGGAGAAUCAAUGGAAAGAACAUCUACCACAGUUGUUUGUGGAUUGACAUGGAUUAUUUUUUAAACUGUAAUAAAGCCCUCAACCGUAUUUAAUUGGGAUCGCGUCCACAAAAGUAGG